Messenger RNA from Ilex paraguariensis (yerba mate), 789 nucleotides. The record is from the annotation of a GenBank genome assembly. NCBI's taxonomy places the organism in Eukaryota, Viridiplantae, Streptophyta, Magnoliopsida, Aquifoliales, Aquifoliaceae.
UCUCUCUCUUAUUUCCUCAAGAAAUUUACCGCAUUCUCUCCAUUCCGCAAGAACAACAAAUUCUUUUUCCAUUCCUCUCGUACAGUCACAAUGGAUUCCGUGAAAGGACAAGGGGGCAUUCAAAUGCUGCUAACUGCUGAACAGGAGGCCCAACAAAUAGUUUCUACUGCUAGAAACUCGAAAAUGACAAGGUUGAGGCAGGCUAAAGAGGAAGCUGAGAGGGAAGUGACACUCCAUCGUUCCCAUUUGGAAUCUGAGUACCGGAGGAACAUUUCCGAGACAAGUGGGAGUUCUGACUCAACUGUAAAGCGGCUUGAUGCAGAAACUGAAAUAAAGAUACAGAACUUGAAGGAAACAGCCUCAAAGGUAUCCCCAGAAAUCGUCGGAAUGCUCAUCAAGUGUGUCACAACUGUGACAACUUGAUGCAUGAAGAGUACUGACAUUUGAAGGCGAACCGGGCAAUAAAUGAAGGGCAUAUCUAGGCGCACGAAUCAAAUAAGGGCAUUGUUUGAAUCUUUAGGAGUCUUUACCUGCUUAGCAUUUAUAUUUUCAUCUAUUUUCUAUUAUUCUGGGUAACAUUCAUGACCAUGUUGGGAAGCAAAUUUUACCUAGGCAUCUGAAAGAAAUUCUGUUCUUUACUCUGCCUCAAUCAAUGGAAGUACAAAGUGGAAUCAGAACUAUAUGGAUAAAAUGGGGGUAGAGAUUGACGAAUAGUUGUUGUGUUUGGCUUAGGUUGUGCUGAUCAUAUACUCCAUGAUUCCUUUACUUUCAUGUUUAUGCAGUUUCUUG